Messenger RNA from Exophiala dermatitidis NIH/UT8656, 2722 nucleotides. RefSeq lists its product as uncharacterized. Gene Ontology annotation, molecular function: protein binding. The transcript is spliced from 2 exons. NCBI's taxonomy places the organism in Eukaryota, Fungi, Ascomycota, Eurotiomycetes, Chaetothyriales, Herpotrichiellaceae. Bases 575 to 2005 code for a protein of 476 amino acids. The record is from RefSeq and is a predicted model, not a curated record.
UGCCAAUAUCCCCGAGCCUGAAAGCCGACCGACGGAGCCGCCCAAAUCAGUUUGGACCGCAUGCAAAGUGUCUGUAUCCGUGUCUAAGUCGCACUAUUGCCGCGCCGGAAAACAACGACGUCCUCAGCGUCAGGCCAUCCAUGACAGUUCAUAUAUACAGACCACACAUACACACUCAUACUAGGCAGACCUUAUCGUUCUGUUGCCUGCCUACCUAAGGUUAUUACACUUCUGCCUGUCGUCUUGAUCGUAUCUCUCGCCGUUGGACUCGGAUUCACAUCUGUGGUAGAAGUUUCUCUACUCGAGCACUGGUCGCAUCGCAUUGUCUUGUCCGCUCGCUUGGCGAGGGUGCGGCGGCGGCGACGACGACAACAACAACGAAAAGAAGGACGACUGAUCUGAAUCGACUUCACUUGACUUUGUCGGCCUGAAUUGACACUUUGACGACUCAUUCGUUCGUCCCUGCGGACACCCCUCCGGCAUCGUCCAUAGGUUAGUUGCGACCGAUCGAUCACGACCCAGCAUUCAUCUAUUUGUCGAUCCAAGGGGGGCGGAUUUCGUUUCGAAUUGCCUCAUGGCCACGAGCCAGUCACUCUUUCCAAUGGCCAUGUCGAUGUCGAUGUCGAGGUCAACGUCGAGCGGGGGCGAUUCGCGCCGAAACGUCGUCGAUCUAAUCGAUCUCGAAGACGAAGAGCGGAAUGAUAAUACUACUUCUACGGCGGCCACAGCAGGCGGGAGUGGAGGCAAAAAGCAGAAAGUCACUACAGUCCGUGGUCGGGGGGGUACAACUGCCACGUCUAGUAAUACUACUCGAGGAGUGGUCGUGACAGGGGGAUCCGGUCGGAGAUAUGCGGACGACCGCCUGAUUCCGCAAGAUGAGGAAGACGAAGACGAUGAAGAUGAAGAGCUAGCGCACAAACGAGGGGGUGGUGAUGAAAGAGAUGGGAACGGGACAGAGAAAGGAGAAGAGGAGGAAGAUGUGGAGGAUCGAAACCAAGAUCAAGAAAAGAAUCAAGAUCAAGGAGCGGAAGAGGACGAAGACGAGCAGAAUGAAGAGGAAGAAGAGGACGACGAUGACGAGGACGAUGUUGAUAACUUCUCGACUUCCGAAAUCGUCACGGUCUUCGUAGGACCCAAGCGGAAAAAGUUCUUCCUCCACCGCGAACUGAUCUGUCAGCGAUCUCCGUUUAUGGAAAAGUGUCUAAAGAAAGGCCGGUUCGACGAAGGCUACAAAAACGAGCUGUACCUCCCUGAAGACGACCCCAAAGCAUUUUCUAUUAUUGUGGACUGGAUCUACCGCACCAAACUCCCGUCACGAACCGAACCACAAUUCGACGUGUCGGACCUCUCGGCCGCGUACUGCAUGGCAGAUAAAUUCGGGAUGGAGGAGCUUCAGAACAGCAUCAUGGACACGAUCCGCCUCAGUUUCGGUAGUCGCACGCGCGAAGCCAUGUCCGCCGCAGGGAUUAUAGGCGGAAAUAGCUCAGCGCCCGCGGUGAUCCCCAACUUUGGCGCCCUUGCCCUGACCCAUCUGACUGGACCGCACAAGUCACCAUUGAAACGGUUCUAUGUCGAACACUUGGUGUUCCACAUGAUGAAGAACCCGAAAUGGUAUCAUGAACUCAAACGCAACGAUCCCGCCCGCAUUGAUUUGGAGGAGUUGUUCAAGCUGCCGGAUUUGGUUUUUUACGUUAUGAAAAAGGUCUGGCAGUAUACCGCGGAGCCCUGGAAGGAUCCGGCUUUGUGGGAUAAGUGCUGUUACCACGUUCACUCCAACAAUACGGCCUGUGCGGCGAGGGUGUCGACUCUGGCGGGUGGUGGUGUCGGUGUCAAAGCCGCGGGUUCUAUCUCGGCUGCUAGUAGACAUCACCACCACCACCAUCAGCAGCAGCAGCCGGCCUCCACCAUGGCUGGUACUUCUACCCUGCCUCAUUUGAGGACCAGCCAUGGAGGUUGGCCGGCAACGAUGGGUGUUUGGAAUAAUCCGGGGGCGGCUGGGUGGUGAGAAGCCUCUGUCCGAAGAGAAGAGACCCUGUGUUGUCUUUGAUGGUUUGGGUUAUGGGUCUUCGUUGGAGAUUUGAUUCGCGAGGAUGACGAGUCGACUCUCGCUCGCAUGAAUCUGCCCGCGGGCGUGCAGUGUGCAAGCGUGCGAGUGCGAGUCGCGAGGCCCUUUCCAGGUCAAAGCACACCGUCACCCGAGUGUGUCUGUGUCGCCGUCUGUCUGCAGGCACACACAGGCUCAGCCUCGCAGAUUCUCUAAGACUACCACAAUCUUUGAAGCGGUUUCAAGCAGCCAACUCAAGACGCACAGGUCGACAACUGAUAUCACGCGGGGCUUUCCCUUUUCCUUUUUCUGUCUGCUUUUCAAGAAUUUACGAAUGAUCUUCACGACACGUCUCAUAUUUCAUGCUUUGCUUUGCAGUGCUCGCUGUGCAUGGCAUGGCCACUUUUUCCGGGAUUACGAAUGGCUUUGGGGACAAUGGCAAUGCAGUAAUGGAUCCGAUGAACAGCGAGGGGGUUCGGGGUGUAAUGGAUAUGUAUGUCUCUCGAUUUUGGUGGGCAAUGGAUUGGAUUUGGUAUCAGCAUGGACAUGUAACGGGCAUUGCCAAUGCUUCGAUGCUUGGAUAGUUGAGUACAUUUCGGGUUCUAUUUUUCUCUCAAGACAGGCUCUUCUCAUUUUGACCGAGUUGUUUAUAUCUAUUAAUCCCUCCUUUGCCUUCCG